AACAUUUCUCGAUAUUUUAUCAUUACAACAAACUUCUUAAACUGAUGUAUAGUCUCGUUCGUUAUCCAUGUCCAUGAAGUAACCAACUUCUACAGCAAUGCUGCUUCCUGCAACUCACUUUCACUACUUCCACACCUUUCCUUCUUCUUCUUCUUCUUCUUCUUCUUCUUCUUCUACAUUGCACAUUUUCCCUCUUCAAUUCCCCAAACCCAAACCCAAAUUCCUCAUUCGCUGCUCCGACACAGAAACCCUCCCGGACUCCGCCAUUCAGCGAAUCGCCGACAAGCUCCGCAGCCUCGGCAUCGCCGACCAACCCUCCACCGCCACUCCUGGUCCCUCCGACUCCGAUGCCGGUGAAAUCUUCGUUCCCCUUCCGCAGCAACUCCCGACGCGGCGCGUGGGGCACACGAUCGACCCGACCUGGGCGAAGCGGGAGAGGCGAGAGGACAAGGUUCCGACGCUGGCAGAGCUGAGCCUCUCGGAUGCCGAGAUUCGGCGGCUCACGACGGCUGGGCUGGCGAUGAGGCAGAAGCUGCGUGUCGGGAAGGCGGGACUCACGGAAGGGAUCGUGAACGGGAUUCACGAACGGUGGAGGAGUUUCGAGGUGGUGAGGAUCGUGUGUGAGGAUCUCUCUAGGUUUAACAUGAAAAGGACUCAUGACUUGUUGGAGAGAAAAACUGGAGGCCUUGUUGUUUGGAGAUCUGGAAGUAAGAUAAUAUUAUACAGAGGGACUGAUUAUAAGUACCCUUACUUCCUAUCUGAUAAAGUGUCCAGAGAUGACAACACUGGUGAUGCUAUGCAACAUAUGGAUGAGGAUGCUAAAAAUUUUGAUAAAAGAGAGAGUCACUCGUCUGAAAAGAAUUCAGUGACAUAUGCUGGGAAAAGUUCAAAUGUCAAAACAGCAAAACCAGCUUUGAUACAAGGUGUUGGGAGUCCCAAUAAAGUACGAUUUCAACUGCCAGGUGAGGCAGAACUUGCAAAAGAUGCAGACAGCUUGUUAACAGGUAUAGGGCCACGAUUCAUUGAUUGGUGGGGAUAUGACCCUCUGCCUGUUGACGCUGAUCUUCUACCAGCUGUUAUUCCUGGAUAUAGGAAGCCAUUUCGCCUUCUUCCUUAUGGUGUGAAGCCUAAACUAACAGAUGAUGAAAUGACCACAAUGAGGAGACUUGGCAAACAUUUACCAUGUCAUUUUGCAUUAGGUAGAAAUAAAAAACUUCAUGGAUUGGCUGCUGCAAUUAUUAAGCUUUGGGAAAGAUGUGAGAUUGUCAAGAUUGCCAUAAAGAGAGGUGUGCUGAAUACUAAUGGCGAGUUGAUGGCUGAAGAGAUAAAGUAUCUGACUGGAGGUACUCUCAUUGCUCGGGAUAAAGAAUUCAUCGUUUUCUACAGAGGAAAAGACUUCUUGCCAACUGCAGUGUCAUCCGCAAUUGAACAGCGAAGGAGUAUUGGAAUGUACAAACUGAAGACUAGAAACAGUUUGUCAGUUACAGACGAUCCAGACCUGAAAGAUGGAACCAUAGAGUGUGAUUCUGAAGUAAAGGGUAUGAACUUCAAGAAAGAUACUAAACAAGGAAUGUUGACUGAGGCUGAGGCAGCUAUUAAAAGCACUAGCAUCAAAUUGUCAAUGGCACUAGAAGAGAAAGCAAAGGCUGAAAAACUUCUAUCGGAGCUGGAAAAUGCAGAGAGCCCCCAAGAAGAAGAAAUCAAUAAAGAGGGUAUUACUGAAGAAGAGAAAUACAUGUUGCGGAGGAUUGGCUUGAAGAUGAGUCCCUUCCUGUUACUAGGUAGACGAGGGGUUUUUGAUGGAACGGUGGAAAAUAUGCAUCUUCAUUGGAAGUAUCGGGAACUUGUGAAGAUAAUAUGUAAUAAACAGAUGAGCCUGGAAGAUGUCCAACAGAUAGCUCAAACCUUAGAGGCAGAAAGUGGCGGAAUAUUAAUUGCAGUAGAAAGAGUGAACAAGAGCUAUGCAAUCAUUGUGUAUCGUGGAAAGAAUUAUAGUCGGCCUGCAAGUUUAAGGCCUCGUACACUUUUAAAUAAAAAACAAGCAUUGAAGCGCUCUAUAGAAGCACAGCGCUGUGAGUCAUUGAAGCUCCAUGUUUUGAAACUAGAUAGGAACAUAAACGAAUUGAAACAUCAAAUGGCUAAAGAUAUGGAGGCAAACAGUAAGCAGACUUCUGUUGACAAUCAACAAGCAAUACAGGAACAGCCAGUUGAGCUGAUUGAUAGUGGUGGAGCACAUCAAGCUGAACCAGGAAAUUCCAUUAAUUGGAAUUAUCCUAAAGAAGCUUCGGUUGACUAUCAACAAACAAUGCAGGAGCAAUCAGUUGAGCUGUUUGAUGGUGGUGGAGCUGUUCAAAGUGAACCACAAAACUCCAUAAAUUGGAACUCUCCCAAAGAAGCUUCUGUCGAUAAUCAACAGGCAAUACAGGGGCAGUCAUUUGAGCUCAUUGAUAGAAGUGAAGCUCAUCAUGGUGAACCAGAAAAUUCCAUAGAUUGGAAUUCUCCUGAAGAAGCUUCUGUUGACAAUCAACAAGCUAUACAAGGGCAGCCAGUUGAGCUGAUUGAUGGUGGUGGAGCUCAUCAAGAUGAACCAGAAUCUUGGUCUGGUUUGAUUCCUAAAGAAACAAAGUUGGACAGAGACAGUGAUUCUGUUGUUGAUACUCAGCAUUGCGUCUCUAUUAGCAAGGUAAUGGAAUCAUCAAUCGUAGCAUCAGAGAGUGAUCCUGACCUAUCAGCUCUGGUGAGAGAUAUGAGUUCCAACGAGUUGCCUUCUAGAUCUGUAUAUCUUUCCAAUAGAGAAAGACUUCUUCUACGAAAGCAGGCAUUAAAGAUGAAAAAGCGGCCUGUCCUUUCCGUAGGAAAGAGCAACAUUGUAACUGGUCUUGCGAAAGCAAUCAAAGCUCACUUCCAGAAGCACCCUCUUGCCAUAGUUAAUGUCAAAGGAAGGGCAAAAGGGACCUCAAUUCAGGAGGUGGUGUCCAAGCUAGAGCAAGAAACUGGUGCCGUUCUAGUCUCUCAAGAACUCAACAAAGUCAUACUGUACAGGGGUUGGGGGGAAGGAGAGAAACCUAGCACUGCAAUAAAUUUUGAUAAAGUGGGUAAAGAGGUAGCGGCAAAGCCUGGCGUCUCUCCUGAACUCUUGGAAGCAAUCAGAGUUGAAUGUGGAUUGCAGUAACAAGCAGAACAUUGCAGUUCUUUACUGAUCAAAGUUUUUACAAGCAUAUUGCCAUCAUUUUUUUCCAUCAACCCUAGGAUUUAGACAUGGAGCUACAAAGUCAAAAGAAAAUUGGGGGUUGCUGGUGAUGAAUAUUGAAAUUUUAGUGUCAGGAACGUAUGAUUGUGCAUUUGUACUUGGAGGAAGAAACACCAAACGAGAACUGAAAAAGAAAUAAGAAAUACACAAAUGGCAGAGCUUCUGUUAUUCUUGAAGCCGUUCUGAGUCCUCAAGUGCCUAAACUUUUGGUUUUUUUUUAAUCCUGGGACUAACAUGUAAUGGCUCCCAGAUCAAUUCAACCAAGCAUGGGUAAAUGUAAAAGUCCACAAUCAACAAUCAAAGUCAAUUAUGGUGAUGUGGCAAGUGAUGUUUGGGUAGUUGAUGUGGCCAGUGUUGACAUGGUAGUAAUGUGGUAGGUGACGUGGCAAAGCUGUGGUAGAUGAUUGGAUGUGACUCAAGUUUUGACUUGCAUGUGUAAGCAUGUACGUGAUCAAAUUUUCGUAAAAAUCUACGUACUCACGUAUUAAAAAAUUCUAAACUGUGUGUUUUUUGAGAUAAUGUCCGAAUGUAUGAGAACUUGUGUUGGGAUGAAUACAAA
Messenger RNA from Glycine soja, 3809 nucleotides. Its product is annotated as CRM-domain containing factor CFM2, chloroplastic-like. Bases 98 to 3172 code for a protein of 1024 amino acids. The record is from RefSeq and is a predicted model, not a curated record. The transcript is spliced from 11 exons. Gene Ontology annotation, molecular function: mRNA binding. Lineage: Eukaryota; Viridiplantae; Streptophyta; Magnoliopsida; Fabales; Fabaceae. Gene Ontology annotation, biological process: RNA splicing, via transesterification reactions.